AUGCGCCUCCCCAUUAAACAGGCCACUGCUGCUCGCUGCAUCGCUAGAUCCUCCCCUUCAUCUUCCCUCCUCACACGCUCCUUUGUCACCACCAUGCCUGCAAAGAGCAAGACAUUCGAGAACCAGGACAAGCUCCCCCGCCUCCCCGUCCCGCCCCUCGACCAGUCCCUCCAGGGAUACAUCAAGUCGCUUGAACCCCUCGUCGAGGCAAAGCGGACUCGGCGCCAAGCUGCAGGAGCGUCUGAAGGACCUCGACCACAUUUCGGCCAACAACUGGCUCGACGACAACCUCUGGCUUGCUCUGGCUUACCACACGUGGCGCGCGCCCUCAUCGUCAACUCAAACUGGUGGCUCACCUUCAAGGAGGACCCGCGCAACCCCGCUCCCCCCGUCGCGCCCGGAGCGACGAACAAGACGGUCGUGCCCCUCGACCCGAAUCCGGCCAAGACGCUGCCGCCGGGCGCCCAGGGCGGCGGCCAGGCGUGGAUCGACGCCCACCCCAACAAGAAGGACUACUACUACCCCGUCAAGUACGAGGAUGUGACGCAGCGCGAGUGGAUCACCGAGUGGCAGGUGCGCCGUGCGGCGUGGCUCGUGAGCCGCUUUGCCGGCCUGCGCACCAUGGUGCAGAAGGAGGAGGUGCCGCCCGAGGCCUCGCGCCUGGGCCCGAUGUGCAUGAACCAGUACCGCAUGCUGUUCAACAUUUCGCGCAUCCCGCUGCCCAACUGCGACGCCUUCUCGGCGCAGGACAACGACGCGCGCCACGUGACGGUGCACAUUGCCGACUUUGUCUACUCUGUCGACGUGUUUGAAAAGGUGCCCAAGGGCGAGAUUGCGAACCCGCUGCCGGUCGGCGAGAUCGAGUCGCUUCUGCAGGCGGCUGUGGCCGAUGCCAAGUCGCGCGUCGAGAAGGGCGAGAAGCCCGCGCAGGUCGGCAUCCUGACGGCCGACGACCGCGACACCUGGGUCGUGAACCGGGAGCGCGUGCUGCUGCACUCGCCCAAGAACCGCGCGAGCAUGGACAUGAUUGACCGCUCCCUCAUCGGCCUUUCGCUCGACACGUACACCCUGCCGACGCUGCCGGCGCGCGACGACCCGCUGCGCAUGGCCCAGGUCGAUGCGCAGAUGCACAACGCGCAGGGCGGCCUGAAUGGCGGCGAGAACAGGUGGUUCGACAAGUGUCUCACGGUCGUGGUCGAGACCAACGGCCGCGCAGCGAUCAUGGGCGAGCACUCGCCCGUCGACGCGCUGAUCCCCUCGUACGUCGUCGACUAUGCGCUGAACGAGCCCGUCGACGACUCCAAGUUCACCGGGGGCAAGGCGGCCAAGCUCGGCGAGGGCUUCCAGCGGGAGGACUUUGAGAUCUCGCCCGAGAUUGCCGACGAGAUCGAGGCGUGCCGUGCGCGCAACCAGGCGAUCCUGGACGACAGCGACUGCCAGACGCUGUGGUGGGCCGAGUACGGCACGGACUGGAUCAAGAAGAACGGCAAGGUUGCGCCGGACGCGUUCGUGCAGCAGGUGCUGCAGCUGGCCUGGUUCCGCGACCAGGGCUACCCGGUCGCCACCUACGAAACCGCCUCGACGCGCUUCAUGAAGCACGGCCGUACCGACGUCAUCCGCUCUCUGUCGCCCGAGAGCCGCGCCUUUGUCAAGCUCAUGCAGGACAAGAACGCGUCCCAGAAGCAGCGGUACGACGCCCUCGUCGCCGCGACCAAGGAGCACUCCAAGCUCACCAUGGACUCGUCCUUUGGCAAGGGCUACGACCGGCACAUGAUGGGCCUCAAGGUCCAGCUGCGGCCCGGGGAGGCGCACCCCCUCUUCGACGACGAGCUGUACAGCAGCUCCCAGGCUUGGAAGCUGUCCACCUCGGGUCUCUCUUCCGGCAUUCAGUUCCACGCCACGGGCUUCGGCGCCCCCUUCGCCGACGGCUACGGCAUCAACUACAUGGCCGGCCCCAACCUUAUCAAGUUUGGCCUCGAGAGCAAGGUGUCCUGCGACACGUCGUCAACCACCAGGUUCAAGCACGAGAUCGUCCAGGCGUUCCGCGACAUGCGCGAGCUGUGCGAGGCGCAGACCGAUGCCCCCGCCAAGCUCUAA
Trichosporon asahii var. asahii CBS 2479 is the source of this 2097-nucleotide messenger RNA. Its product is annotated as carnitine acetyltransferase. The transcript has 2 exons. Gene Ontology annotation, molecular function: acyltransferase activity. The coding region runs from base 1 to 2097 and encodes 698 amino acids. The record is from RefSeq and is a predicted model, not a curated record. Lineage: Eukaryota; Fungi; Basidiomycota; Tremellomycetes; Trichosporonales; Trichosporonaceae.